CUGUCCGUGCUGGAUUGAGACCAUGUGUGUGGAUUCUUUGAAGUAAAACAUGUUUUGGCCACAAUGGGUUAUACCUUUGGUGAUCAAGGGAGUGAAUCUUUUCGUAUCACUGGAUUCAAAAUGGAUUCUCGGUUCAGCACGUAUGGGCGCUACUUUCACGAUCUGCUCCGUUCCACUGUGCACAAAGUGUGGAAAAUGAUUGCCUGAAAGCAGGGCAGAGUGUGUAUAGGUUUAUGUUGUUUCUAUAUUUGAAGAAGUUGUAUCAACCCACUGCAGAAAUGUAAACGCACCAAGGCAAAACUAAGGCAAGAGAAAAUAAUACAUAAUUGAUUCGAUUCUUUGGAAGUUGUGAAUCAUGAUAAGAAUCUCAAUUAGAUUUCUUUCCCCCCCAUCCCAGGGGCGGUCACAUCAAAUGUUAUUGUCUUGCCCACACUCAUCCUCCCCCUCCCUCCCUUCUCUCUCUCUCUCUCUCUCUCUCUCUCUGGCAGGUUGGUGGUUUGUGAGCACAGUGGAGGAGCAGGGAUGGGUCCCGGCUACAUACCUCGACUCCCAGAGUGGAACCAAGGAUGACCUGGAUCUGGGGACCUCCAGGACUGGAGAAGUUACUAAACGACGCAAAGCCCACCUGAGGAGGCUGGACCGCCGCUGGACCCUGGGGGGCAUAGUCAACCGCCAGCAGAGCCGAGAAGAGAAGUAUGUGACGAUCCAGCCGUACACCAGCCAGGGGAAGGACGAGGUGAGCUUUGAAAAAGGGGUCACCGUGGAGGUCAUCCAGAAGAACCUGGAGGGCUGGUGGUAUGUGAGGUACCUGGGGAAGGAGGGCUGGGCGCCGGCGUCCUACCUGAAGAAGGUGAAGGAGGACUUCUCCUCGCCGCGCAAGAAGACCCUCACCGGCCCCGUGGAGAUCAUCGGCAACAUCAUGGAGAUCAGCAACCUGCUGCAGAAGAAGUCCGUCAGCGAGAAGGACAUCCAGACGGACGAGGAGGGCGGCGGCGGCGGUGGCGGCAGCGGUAGCGGAGGGGGAGGGGGAGGGGCCACGCCCGAGCGCCACUUUGCCAAGAGCGAGAUCAGCCUGCCCAUGCCAGUCAGCGGGGAGCUGAACGCGGAGACGGGCCGGCGGCUGAGCUCGGGCUCGGGCUACGGCUCCAACAGCCCCUGCCUGGGGCUCCUGAUGGGGGCCAGCGCCUCCCUGAACGAGAGCAAGGCCCGGGCGGAGCCGGGGUCCCCCGCCGUUGCCCGGGUGGCCCCCCGCAGGGUGGAGGUCGGGGGAUCUCCAAACCUCCGACAGAAGCCUCCUCCAAGAAGAGACACUAACCUGGGAUUCCAGUUACCCAAGCCACCAGAGCCCCCUGCUGUGGAAGCAGAGUACUACACCAUCGCUGAGUUCCAGUCCUCCAUCUCCGAUGGCAUCAGUUUCCGUGGAGGACAAAAGGCUGAUGUGAUCGAGAAGAACUCCGGGGGCUGGUGGUACGUCCAGAUCGGGGAGAUGGAGGGCUGGGCCCCUUGCUCCUACAUAGACAAGAGGAAGAAGCCCAACCUCAACCGCCGCACCAGCACCCUCACCCGGCCCAAGGUCCCGCCCCCCGCCCCGCCCGUCAAAAAGGCCGACCCGGACGAGAAACCCGUCUCCGCGACCCCCGCCGCCAAAGCCUCGGAGCCCCCCGCCCGGCCCGCAUACGAGGAACCCCUGUACGACAUCCCCGCCGUCGGCUGCGAGGGCGAGGCGGUCGCGGACCCGCCGAAAGACGAGCGCCCCCCGGAGGUGAAGAGGAACAGCGUGGCGGGGAACAAGUACCGCGGCUCGCCCCCUACCUCCCGAGCCGCCGCCCCGCCGCCCAUCUGCAAGGCGUCGCCGGUGUUCAACCGCCGCCGGUCCUCCAUGAGGUCCUCGGAGGAGGCGCUCGCCAAGGAGGAGUGCAUCUACGAGAACGACGGCUUCCGGGCCAGCAGCGCGGACGAGGCGACCUCCUCGGCCAAGAGCUCCGGCGGGCACCACCACCACCACCACCACCACCACUCCCCGAGGAGCUACCACUCCUCCACCGUCCCCCGCAAACCAUCCGGCUCCUCCCCCUUGCCAGGGAGGACCAUGAAGACGGUGACGCCCGAGCUGACCCGAAGGAGCCAGACGCUGGGCCGGCACAUGGACCACAGCCCCCGGUCCUCCUCGGACGAGUCGGGGCGGAGCCACGCGAAAGGGGUCAGCUUCAGCCGGGACGUGGAGCAUCGGAUCGGCCAGAGCCCGUCCACCAAGCCCAAGCCCUCGGUGCGACCCAAGCCGCUGCUGGCCAAGUCGGAGCCCCAGGGGCCCGACCGGAUGGACAUCGGCUCGCUGCGGCGACAGCUGAGGCCCGCCGGGGGCGGGGGCCAGCCGCGGCACAGUCUCAAGCCCUCGCGCGGCGAGGACUCGGAGACGGCGUCGGUGGUCUCCUCGGAGGACUCCCUGUGCUCCCGCAGCACCUCGGACCUGUCCUCCGUCUACUCCAAGGGGAGCCACGGGGACUCGGACCUGGAGGGCCCCAGCCUCUACCGGUCCCUGGACGCCUACCAGAAGGUGCAGGACUCGGAGAUCAGCUUCCCCUCGGGGGUGGAGCUGGAGGUGGUGGAGAAGCAGGAGAGCGGCUGGUGGUACGUGCGCCGGAACGCGGAGGAAGGCUGGGCUCCCUCCUACUUCCUGGAGCCCGUGCGGCACCCGGUGGACGUGGGCGGGAGGAAGGAGUCGGACCGGCACCGGAGCGGCGGGAGCAGCAAGUCCAACAGCCUGGAGAAGAACGAGCAGCGCGUCCUGGUCCUGAACAACAUCAACCUGCAGGGCAUGAACCAGCAGCACCAGGUGCUGCGGAGAAGCAGCCCCCCCAUCCCCUCCAAGCCGCCCGGGGGCUUCUCCAAGCCGUCGGGGCUGGUGAACGGCGGGGUGCGCAUGAGGAACGGCGUGCGGCAGGUGACGGUGAGGCCUCAGUCGGUGUUCGUGACCGCCUCGCCGCCCGGCAAGGACUCCCACUACACGACGGGGUCCCUGAGACGGAACGAGUCCCUGGGCCGGAGCGACCACUACCGCUCCGGGUCGGCCACCCUCGGCGUGCGCAGGAACGCCUCGUUCAGCACGGUGCGGCCGCACGUGGUGGUGGAGAGCCAGCCGCGGCCGGACGAGCGCGGGGGCCUGGGUUCCUCGGGCGGCGGCGGCGGCGGGUUCGGGGGCAGCAGCUCCGCCCAGGACGCCCUGGGUCGGGCGGCGGGCCAGAGGAACGGCCUCCCCGUGUCGGCGGUCCGGCCCAAGCCCAUCGACAAGAGCCAGCUGAUCCACAACAACCUCGGCCGGGACGUGUACGUGUCCAUCGCCGACUACGGCGGCGACGAGGAGACCAUGGGCUUCUCCGAGGGCACCUACCUGGAGGUACUGGAGAGGAACCCAAACGGGUGGUGGUACUGCCAGGUGCAGGACGACCACGUCCCGCGCAAGGGCUGGGUCCCCUCCAACUACCUAGAGCGUAAGAAAUGAGAGCAAGCCCCAUCCCAGGAAAGGGUCUCCAGCAAUCUCUCUUGCCCCCUUGCCCCUGCCCCCCAUUCCAUCCCACCAACGGGUGGUGCCUCCAGGCAAAUCGCCGGCAUCAUUCUUAAAGAAUGUUACCCCAAGAAAUUCCCCUAAGCAAUACACCCCGACUCUGAAGGAGACUGUAGAAAAACAAAAGAUGAUGUUUCAUGUCUUAGGGAGAGACCCUAUUAGAGCUGGUUUACUGAGAUCUGUACCCGCCGAAGUCUAGAACAAACGUUUUGGAAGUGGACGAGAAGUGAACCUUUAUGAAUGGACACAUGAGAUUAGAUGACAGGUCUUUUGAAUACCGAACGGUGUAACUGGGCACGGCGGCCUCUGAAAGGGGCUGCCAUGGGUUGACGCUGAAUUUAGCAGGGUACGGCUAGUGUUGUUCGUGCCCACCUGUGACUGAUGCCAAAUUAGUGCCUUUGGUGUGUGAUCAUCUGAAUGAAGGUCCUAAGAGGUCAACAGGAACGUGAAUCAACCAAACCUAUCUGUGUGUGAGAGUGCUACAUGGCCUUUGGGAGCGCAGACAUCUCCGAAUGUGUUUCUGUGUUUCUCACCAACUCAAAGUUCCAUUUUAGGAGCACCAGUUGAGCGAAGCGGCCAAUCAAUGUCAUCUCUGGGUUCCAGUAGGUAUAAUUGAUGCAAUAUGCGGAAAAAGAGAGAGGAAAUUAACUUCCGCUGCUUGUAAAGUUACUCUUUAUUCACCGUCCCGGACAAAAUAGAAGAUCAACUUGUUUAGCUUUUUAUGUUGCUUUUUGCCUCCAUCAUUGUUACGAUUGAUUUUUUUGGGAUUCUCUCCUUGCUUAGAGAAUUAUUUCUGCAUUUCUUGUGACAUCCCCUCUCAAACGGACAGCCUAUUGGAACUUAAGAUAAGGUAGUAACCAAAGCAGUUGAUUGGCAUUGUGAGUCCAGCAGUGAAAUAAUCUUUAGUUAGUACACGCAGUCCCCAUCAAAGUUCCUAUACAAAAAAAGGUUUAUUGAACAUUUUCUGUCAUGGCCACCAGGGGGCUACUGCCCUGAAAAAGUCAAUUUGUUUACGUAGUGUUUAGCUUCAAUGUAGUUAUUUUAUGCUGUUGUUUCAGAAAAUACAUUUGUAUAUAUUGUUGUUAAUCCCAGGGAUGUGCUUACCUAGCAUCAUGCUCAAAAUGUGAUUAAAACCAAUGGAAUAUAAAUUCAACAGCUAGUUUUGUAGCUUUAUAUUUACCACUGGUUAGGCAAAGAACAGUUUAAAGCAAACUAUAAAAUACCUAACAUAACGAGGUGGGAGAACUGACUGACAUAUAUGGAAUAUAUCUCAUAAGCUAUAUCUAGACGCACUUGAUCUAACCAAAUGUCAUAGCAUGGAACCAAUCGAAGAUUGAUAUUGCUGAUGCAGUAUUGUAUUAAUAUUAAUGUGAAGCGAAUAACAUUUGUUGAUAUUUUGGUUCUGUUAAAUCAUGUAUUGACCAAACACACAAUAGCAUUACAAUACAUCAUAACUAUUGCCCUUUGAUACAAAAUAAUAGUGACAACUUCCAAUUUCAAGGCUUCCGAUGGCUGGUGUCCAAGAUUGCUGAAAUAUAUUUUCUAAACAAUGUUGGUGUUGGUUCUGCGUAAGGGCUAAACACUGUUCCAUAAUUUACAUUUUAUUUCUGCUGGACAGUGUUAUAGUAUUAAAAAGAAAAAGAGUACAUUAUCUGCUAGAUCGUUAACUAUUUAGCAAACUAUAUUUGUUUUGUUUGUGUUUUAUCGUUACCAUGUGAUCACACAUAAUGGACAAUAACGGGGAAAUGGUGGUUCUGUUUUGUGAAUUGGUGCACUUUAACGGUUUGAACUGUUAUUGUGCACUAAUGUGAAGGAGCAGCAAACACUCAGCAUGUUAUUUAUUUAUCAUAUUUUACAGAACAUGUCUUCUCUUUACUGUAACUUAACUCAGUCAUGACUUAAUUUGAGAAAUAAGUUCUAGUCGUCAAAUACAAGUUCUAGUCAAAGAUCAAAUUAAUCAAAUUCGAUUUCACAAGAUUUUACCGUGAUCGGUACAUAAAAAUAAUUGCAAAAUACUGAAUGUUUUUUGCAUUGUCCCAUACAAUCCAUUCUACCUCAGUGCAAUAAUCAAAGCGCUGCUGGUCAGUGAAUGUUCCCACAAACUGUACAUAAAUUGACAUUCUAUUUAGUUUAUAUUUGUUUUAUAAAGAUGCAUCUUAAGUUUAUUGCUAUACAGUUUUGUAGCAAGGUUUAUGAUCAAAAGUAAUUUAUUUUUUUAAAACCAUUGUUAAAUACAUUUUAUUUUUUACUGCUGCGUGCUGCGACUUUAGCAAAUCAUGGACACUUCUUUCAUCCUUAUUGUGCCUAACAUAACGCCCGAUUAAAAGUAUAAACGUGUGGUCUUUGUGGUUCCAAAUAAAAUCACUGCUGACAAAAAACUAAAUUAGGCCUACAUAAAAAACGAAUGGAUUUUUUUCUUCUACUUCAUCAGUAAAUCUAAGUCAAAGUUGUGACAAUAACAAUAAUAAGAAAAUCAUCAAUAACACAACGGUAGAAUUGUCAUGUAAUGAACGCAUUUGAUGGAGAGACCUAGUCGUGCGUCCUUUGCGACGUCACGCUCAGCAGGGGACCACAGAGGCUGCUCUGACGAAGGCGUUAUGUUAAUGUGGCGAAUCACCUCCUCGCGACAGCACACGCGUGUUGCCUAGCGCUUCGUUAAGACCGAUUUGCAUUAUCCUUGCUUUUUUGGCGGCUGAAACGACAAGGGAAACAGUGACAUGUCGAGCUUUGUCCUUACAUGUUAAGCCAACUAGCGUCUUAUCGUUCAUUGUUUGGUUGUUUCUUACCAUAUUAAGUGUCCUGAUUUUUUUUUUGCCCCAUAUAAUGUAUUGUUAUAAUUUCUAAGUGUAACCGUGAGAAAAUGUGCAAUAGGUUAAAGGACGACAUGCUUGAAAGUUAAUGGAAAACAAAACGAAA
Messenger RNA from Gadus macrocephalus (Pacific cod), 6478 nucleotides. Its product is annotated as SH3 and PX domain-containing protein 2A-like. NCBI's taxonomy places the organism in Eukaryota, Metazoa, Chordata, Actinopteri, Gadiformes, Gadidae. The coding region runs from base 356 to 3499 and encodes 1047 amino acids. The transcript has 7 exons. Gene Ontology annotation, molecular function: superoxide-generating NADPH oxidase activator activity; protein binding. Gene Ontology annotation, biological process: superoxide anion generation. The record is from RefSeq and is a predicted model, not a curated record.